ACCUCACACCAUACAUCCAUAACCAAGCAUCCUCAUCUACCAUCAAUCAACACAAUGUCUUCUUCUACCUCACUAACACUCUUCUUCUUCUUCGCUUCUGCCUUCCUCUACACUCCAUCAGACUCAUUCAACAUCACAACCAUCUUAAGCCAAAACAAAGACUUCUCCACUUUCAACAAACUCCUCUCCCAAACCGGACUCGCUUCCACCAUCAACUCCCGCCAAACCAUAACCGUCCUAGCCCUCGCCAACGACGCAGUGUACCUGUUCGGCGACCAAUCAAUGGAAGACAACAAGGUAGUCCUCAGCCUCCACAUCAUUCUCGACUACUACGACAUCAAGAAACUCAAGAGCCUUAGCAAGAAAACAGCGAUACUCACCACUCUCUUCCAACAAAGCGGCCAAGCCAAAGGCCAGCAAGGGUUCGUAAACGUCACCGUUAAGGAUAACGGCGACAUUGCGUUCGGAUCCGCGGUUCCUGGUUCGCUCCUUGACUCUCAGGUUAUAGACUCGGUUGCGUCAGAGCCGUUCAACAUCUCGGUGCUCCAUAUUAGUAGCUAUAUACCUUUAAUGAAUCCUAAUCCUUCUGAUAAAAUUUAUACUUCGUCUUCACCACUUCCUGCACAAGCUCCUAAUGAUGAUGAUUAUGAGUAUGACGAGCCACCUUCGCCACCAUCCCCACCAUCAUCCUCUGUCAAGGCUAAGGCUCCUGCUGCUGCUAAGGCUGCUGCUGCUGCUCCUAAGGCAUCUGCUAGCAAAGCCAACUCAACAACUUCAGCUUCAGUUAUUAAUUCUCAGCUUGACUUGGCGUUUGCGGUCGUGAUGUCAUCCUUCUGGUUGUUCAUGACGGUUUAAUGACGUGAUGGUUAAAAGUUGACAACAGUGUGAAAGAAUGAAAAAAGAUGAGAUCAGCUUUUUGAGACCAAGAAAAUAAAAGAAGAUUGGCAGGGAAAAGUGUUCAAGUAAUCACCCAAAACACUAAAGAAGGAGCAAAGCUUGGAUCACAAGAAGAAAUAAGUGAGUUCAAUAAGGAUGGGGAAAGUUGUAAAACUCAAAAACUCUUUAUUUGUUUGGAAGCUUGGAUAUGAUCUUUAUUAAGUUGUGAAAGAUAAUAAUUGGUGCUUUGGCUUUU
This is a messenger RNA of Brassica napus (rape), 1132 nucleotides long. RefSeq names its product fasciclin-like arabinogalactan protein 14. Gene Ontology annotation, cellular component: plasma membrane. Bases 55 to 855 code for a protein of 266 amino acids. The transcript has a single exon. The record is from RefSeq and is a predicted model, not a curated record. Lineage: Eukaryota; Viridiplantae; Streptophyta; Magnoliopsida; Brassicales; Brassicaceae.